Molecule: messenger RNA, 1119 nt
Organism: Tetrahymena thermophila SB210
Lineage: Eukaryota; Ciliophora; Oligohymenophorea; Hymenostomatida; Tetrahymenidae
Product: cell surface immobilization antigen
Exons: 1
Source: RefSeq, a predicted model, not a curated record
AUGUCAAAACUUCUUCUUCUUCUAUUUACUAUAUUAUAAAUCAUAUUUGCUACACCUACACCAGGCACUGCUGUCACAUGUGUUAGUUAAAAUGGAUCAACAACUUGCUCUAAUUCCUGUCCUGCUGCUCCUACUGGUUGUUAAUGGAUUGGAGCAUCACUCACAGCAUGUUAAAUUUAAGAUUGCACCUAAUGUUCUAGUUCUCUUGUUUAAUUUACUGAUUUAUAUUGUCAAUCUUGUACAUCAAAUAAAUUUGCUAAUUCAGUAGGAAAUGCUUGUGUAAACCCUUUAAAUACAUGCAGUAGCAGUAGAACUGUUAAUAGCUGGACAGAUGCUGAUUGUGCUGCUUGUUAUGCAACUGGCUAUAUAGCUAAUGGAAACAAAUCUGCUUGUAUAAAUUGUAAUGCUAGUUCAGGUCUUACUGAUAUUAUUUGUGGUUUAUGUUCAACUGCAAAUUCUAACUCAAAUAAAUUUGCAAAUGUAGGAGGUACUUAAUGCGUAAAUACCGCAUUAACAUGUGGUGCUUCAAGGACAGUUAACUCAUGGAAUAAUUCAGAUUGCUAAUUAUGUUAUGGUAGCAGCACAUUCAUAGCACAUUCAGGUAAUAGUUCUUGUGUUAAUUGCUCAUCUCCUAGUGGCUUAAACGAUGCUACUUGUGCAGACUGUGCUACAGCUAACAGCACUCAAAAUAUAUAUGCUAACAAUUCUGGAACGAAAUGUGUAAAUUCUAAGGCUACUUGUGGGAGUUCAAGAACUUUGAAUACUUGGACAACCAAUGAUUGUGUAGCUUGUUAUGGUACAGGAUAUAUAGCCAGCUCAAAUAGCAGUACAUGUAUAAAUUGUAAAGCAUCUUAGGCUCUUACUGACUCCAUUUGCAGUGCUUGUGCAACAGCAAACAGUAAUUAAAAUAUUUAUGCAAAUUCUGAUGGCACUGCAUGUGUUAAUAGUACAUCUACAUGUGGAAGUAAUAGAACAACAAAUACAUGGAAUGACGCUGAUUGUUUGGCUUGUACGCCUGCAACUCCUGUAGCUUAAAAAGGAGGAUCAAUUUGUGUCUCUAGUUUUUCUUCAUAAUUAAUAUAUGGAAGUUUAAUUUUGCUAAUUUCUUUUCUAAUUUGA